This is a messenger RNA of Patella vulgata (common limpet), 168 nucleotides long. RefSeq names its product RYamide receptor-like. Lineage: Eukaryota; Metazoa; Mollusca; Gastropoda; Patellidae. Gene Ontology annotation, molecular function: G protein-coupled receptor activity. Gene Ontology annotation, cellular component: membrane. The record is from RefSeq and is a predicted model, not a curated record. Bases 1 to 168 code for a protein of 55 amino acids. The transcript is spliced from 3 exons. Gene Ontology annotation, biological process: G protein-coupled receptor signaling pathway.
AUGCGAACAGUUACUAACUUUUUUAUUGCUAGUCUUGCAAUCAGUGAUAUGCUUAUGGCGAUUGUGUGUAUUCCAUUUACAUUUGUGGCAAGUAUGGUUUUUCAAUAUUUUAUACCCUUGUUAGUAUUGAUAUAUACUUAUUCUCUUACCAAGCCUCAUAACUGUUAA